Priapulus caudatus is the source of this 1147-nucleotide messenger RNA. RefSeq lists its product as uncharacterized. The record is from RefSeq and is a predicted model, not a curated record. NCBI's taxonomy places the organism in Eukaryota, Metazoa, Priapulida, Priapulimorpha, Priapulimorphida, Priapulidae. The transcript has 8 exons. Bases 488 to 1147 code for a protein of 219 amino acids.
UCAUUGCAUCGUAUGCGCGCUCUACCUAACGGCAGCACCUUGUAUCUGCAUCUCAAAGACAAAACUAAAGUUCGUAUAGGAAACGAUGGAGUCAGGUCAUGUACAUGCGCUACAUAAUAUCCUCACUGCAUCCUUCUGACAUGUACAACGCGUACAUUCUGGCCGUCGACGGCGAUGUCAGCUUCCUGCCGGCUGACGUCAUUCGCUUGGCUCAGGAACUGCAGACGAAACGCGAAGCAGGCGCCAUCUGUGGCCGCAUAUAUCCAACCGGCAGCGGUUUAGUGCUGUGGUUCCAAGAGGUUGAGUAUGCGAUUUCACACUUGCUCUACAAGCCCACAGAAGCGCUAGUCGGCAACGUUCUAUGUUGCCCUGGAUGUUUCACCAUGUACCGCGCCAGUGCCCUGAAUUCUAACGGCCUCCUGACUUCCUACGCUAGCAACACUAAGAACGCCAUCGAACACUUGAUGCAAGAUCAAGGAGAGGACCGAUGACUGACUACAUUGGUACUAAAAGCGUUAUCAGACAAGUUACUGCGCAGAUGCACGAGCUAAUACGCAUGCGCCCGAAUCCCUGCCCGAGUUCUAUCGUCAACGUCGGAGAUGAUUCGAGGCAAUUGCUGUCGCAAAAAAGCAACAUGUGGUGGUUUCUCCUGUAUCAGUUGUUGCUAUUGAUCACCGGAUUCCUGACUCCAGGAAUAGUCAUUGCUCUCAUCGUUGAGGGAAUGGUGGUCGUUCAGGAAAUGACUGGUAUAUCAUCGGACAUGAAAAGCGCAGUGCUGAUUGCAGUUGUCGCGGCCGGUGUUCCCAUCAUAUUUUUCAUCCUCAUAUGUCUUUCCGGGAGUGAAAAGUGGCAGUUUCGUGCGGCGAAAGCAUUAAUAGCGCUCUACAUCUUUCUGAGUUUCGUGGCCAUGAUGGGAGCGGUAGGAACCCUGUGCUAUGCGUCGACUGUGACGCAAUCUCCAUUUCUCCUUGGGGGAUACAUCGCUACAUGCAUUAUCGCCGUCCUACUCCAUCCAGAAGACUUGAACAAAGAGACAGCUCUGCUCAUGUUCAUCUAUGUCAUCGGAGUGCCCUCCUAUUUUGUCGUUGCUCAUCUACCCUCUGGCAAGAUGGACGACAUCUCUGGGGAACACGAGAGAGCCUGGUGA